ACUCAGACCGUCAUAAUUUUUUUCUUUUUAAUGGCUACGGAGAUAGCUCAGUGGCAAUAGCUAGCUUAGCAUGUACAAGGACCUACCUUCGCUUCCCAGCACCGCAAAACCAAAAUAAGUCGGAAAGGGUGGACAAUCGAACAGUAACCAGGACAUCGCCCGGCCACCCAGUAAACUAAAGGCUCGUGAUACCGCCUAACUUCCGGUUCUUCCUCUCUGCUUCCGGGUUCGCCUACCUGCUUCCGGUGCUCUCCGGUCGCGAGCUGUAGAUCACCUCCUCGCAUCGCAAUGGCGCUGUCUCUGAGCCUUUUCUUGGGCGGUCGUGUCCGCGCUGCUGUCGCUCGCUGUGGGUUUGCGUCCCAGGGCGUGGCGGGUCCGGGUUCUAUCAGCCGCGAGCCAGAUCCCGAUUCCGACUGGGAGCCGGAGGAGCGGGAACUCCAGGAAGUGGAGAGCGCUUUGAAACGACAGAAAAAAGCAAUGCGAUUCCAGAAAAUUCGAAGGCAAAUGGAGGCUCCAGGUGCCCCACCUAGAACACUGACAUGGGAAGCCAUGGAACAGAUCCGCUUUCUACUCCUUAUCCUUUUAGAUUAUCUCUAUCUUGGACUUCCUCAGGCAAUUCCUGGGUCAGACUGCAAGUGUAGGAUUCCCUGCUCCUGGUCUCCCUCGGUCUCCAUCUUUGCUACAGUGCUUAGUUAUUUUCUCUACCACCCACCUGUAUACUGUUGUAUUUACAUAAGGAAUUUGCAGAGUCCUGGUCAGUUCCCAGGUUGGCAGAAGGCUUUGAUGUCAGCACUGAUGUUAUCCGAAGGGUUUUAAAAAGUAAGUUUAUACCCACUUUAGAGCAGAAACUGAAGCAGGACCAAAAGGUCUUGAAAAAAGCGGGGAUUACCCGAGUGGUUUGGCAGCUCCCUGUUUCUGAAGAUACGUUGAAGCCGCUCAGUGCAGGCCAUCCUAUGUCUGGCCCUCUGCUGAUGCCAGGGGAUGAAGUCUCCUCUAACAGUCAGACUCACAGCAGAGCUUUGAAAGUAAAGUCAAACGCUCCCAGCGCAGAGGCACAGAAGAAACGGGAAGAAAAGAAUAAAAGAAUCCGAGUCUUGGCAGAAAGCCUGGUGCCUACCACCACAGCCUUGGGUCAUCAGAGAGAGCUUCAGAAAUACACCACCCAUGACUCUGAGGCUGACAGGAGAGCCAACAAUCAUAUAUUACCAAGUGUGGAGAAGCUGGAAGAGUUGGAGGCUGGGGAGCCAGGUGACCAGAACUUCAGCAGCAAAGUAGUACAGAAGGGGCGUGAGUUCUUUGACAGUAACGGAAACUUCCUCUACAGAAUUUGAGCCUGGGCCUGGAUUUUGGAAAUGCCUAGACACAGCUGGACAAGUAGAUUUGAAGCUGCCAGCAUCGGGCAGCCAUUGGCCACUUUGGAGUAAGAGUCGAUGAGGCCAGGAUGAGGGUGGAUGGCUUACUUAUAGGUAGGUCAGACUUCCUGGAGUAAGCCCCAUGGAUCCCUGUGGAUCUAAGGACUCAUUCAUCUUUGUUCCUUGGAGGUCUUUCUGUUGAGAACAAGAAUUCUAGGUAUCCUGUCAUGGAUUUUUGUGAUACCGUGUUGGGAGGAAGUUGAAAGCUUGCUCUUGACCUCUUUUCCUUUCUAAUUCCUGAACACUAUUCUUGCUCUGUCUAAUCAGUUGGUUUCCUUAUGUGCAGAAUAAAGUAAAAUGGUGCGGUUU
This is a messenger RNA of Rattus norvegicus (Norway rat), 1721 nucleotides long. It is a transcript of the gene Ngrn, whose product is annotated as neugrin, neurite outgrowth associated. Gene Ontology annotation, cellular component: mitochondrial membrane; nucleus; extracellular region. Lineage: Eukaryota; Metazoa; Chordata; Mammalia; Rodentia; Muridae. The record is from RefSeq and is a predicted model, not a curated record.